Molecule: messenger RNA, 1994 nt
Organism: Petromyzon marinus (sea lamprey)
Lineage: Eukaryota; Metazoa; Chordata; Hyperoartia; Petromyzontiformes; Petromyzontidae
Gene: NUS1
Product: NUS1 dehydrodolichyl diphosphate synthase subunit
Cellular component (GO): dehydrodolichyl diphosphate synthase complex; endoplasmic reticulum membrane
Molecular function (GO): ditrans,polycis-polyprenyl diphosphate synthase [(2E,6E)-farnesyl diphosphate specific] activity
Source: RefSeq, a predicted model, not a curated record
GCUUCCAUGUCCUCACGGGGGGCGGGGCGUGGUGUGUGCGUGCGUGUGUGACACGCAACCCCUACCAAGCAUGGCGCCCGCCUGACGGUCUCUCCUCGCUCACUACCUCAUCGAGACGCUCUCUUGUCGCCGGGGUUGUUGCGGGAGGGCUGAAGGAGGCCCGCGCCGAGACAUGAGAGGCUCGCCAUGGCCCUGCUGUACGCGCUCGUGCUCCGCCUGCUGCACGCGCUGCUCGCGCUCAAGGCGAAGCUCCAGCGCGGCCUAGUGCGAUGGGACAGCCUCGGUCUCGCCUGGAAACGCCGCCGGCCGAGGCGCGCCUUCGCCGGCGGCCGGGGCAGGGGGAAAGGGGUCGGGGGAGCUGAUGGUGACGAUGUUGGCGGUGAUGAGGAGGAGGAGGGCAGAAGGGGGCUGGAGAUGGCGCGGCACGACGGGCGCGCCCUGCGCAAGCUGCCCGUGCACGUGGGGCUCGUGCUGAGCGAGGCGGCUGGCGCCGAGCGCGGAGUUCGCGACGUGGCGAACGCCGUGCUGUGGUGCGUGGCGCUCGGCGUCUCCUACGUGAGCGUGUUCGACGCGCGGGGGAUGUUGAAGGAAACCAAUGGCCGCCUCAUGGAAGAGGUACUGAGGCAGCAGAGGGAGCAACUGGGAUCCGAUUGGUCCAAGCGGAAGGUCGAGUUUGUGGACGACCAAUCGGCAGAGGCGUUACUGCAGGGUACACCAGCGACGGUGCGAGUGGCUCUGCUGUCCCCGCGUGACGGCCGUGCCGCCCUGGCUCGCGCCGCCGCCGCCUUCUGCUCCCUGGUGGCCGCACGGCGCCGCCCGGCACCGGCGCUCACUCCCGGCGAGCUCGGGGACAGCCUCACCGCCUUGAAGGGCUUCCCGGACCCGGACUUGGUGCUGCGGUUUGGCCGUGUGGAGAGCACUCUGGGGUACCCACCCUGGCAACUCCACCUCGCAGAGAUCAUUCCCGUGGGCCCCCUGCAGGGGCUGUGCUACGAGGACCUCCACUCGGCCAUGCGCGGCUUCGCCGAGUGUGAGCAGCGCUUCGGCAAGUGAGCGCCCGGCCAGUGGGACGGGGACUGGGGGAUGGGGGCUCUAGCCUGAGCUGAAGAGGCCUGAGCUGAAGAGGCCUGGGAUGAAGAGGCCUGGGAUGAAGAGGCCUGAGCUGAAGAGGCCUGAGCUGAAGAGGCCUGGGCUGAAGAGGCCUGGGCUGAAGAGGCCUGGGCUGAAGAGGCCUGGGCUGAAGAGGCCUGAGCUGAAGAGGCCUGGGCUGAAGAGGCCUGAGCUGAAGAGGCCUGGGCUGAAGAGGCCUAGGCUGCAGAGGCCUGGGCUGAAGAGGCCUGAGCUGAAGGAGCCUGGGUUGAAGAGGCCUGAGCUGAAGAGGCCUGGGCUGAAGAGGCCUGGGCUGAAGGAGCCUGGGCUGAAGAGGCCUGAGCUGAAGGGGCCUGGGCUGAAGAGGCCUGAGCUGAAGAGGCCUGGGCUGAGGAUUGGACAGGGUUGGGUAGGAUUGGACGGGGUUGGGUAGGAUUGGACGGGGGUUGGGCAGGAUUGGAUGGGGUUGGGUAGGAUUGGACGGGGUUGGGUAGGAUUGGACGGGGUUGGGUAGGAUUGGACGGGGUUGGGUAGGAUUGGACAGGGUUGGGUAGGAUUGGACGGGGUUGGGUAGGAUUGGACGGGGUUGGGUAGGAUUGGACGGGGUUGGGUAGGAUUGGACGGGGUUGGGUAGGAUUGGACAGGGUUGGGUAGGAUUGGACGGGGUUGGACGCGGUCAGAUGGGGUCCUCCAACCUAUAUGGUUUAUUUCAACUCGGUCACCGCAUCACGGAACGCGUUGAAUUCGGUUGAACGUAAGCGACGUUUACCUGUUGAUCUCGGUUCAUGACUAUAAUCGACGUGGGCGUCACGCGUGAGAUUAUGAUUCGUUUUGUUGUUUUAUUUAAUCCGACCCGUUUAUUUUCCUCCGAAUUAUUUUCUAUUAAAAUGACCGACGAAUUUGAA